This is a messenger RNA of Daldinia decipiens, 1820 nucleotides long. RefSeq lists its product as uncharacterized. The record is from RefSeq and is a predicted model, not a curated record. The transcript has a single exon. The coding region runs from base 214 to 1752 and encodes 512 amino acids. NCBI's taxonomy places the organism in Eukaryota, Fungi, Ascomycota, Sordariomycetes, Xylariales, Hypoxylaceae.
GUAAGUACUAACAUACCAAAACGUUCACUUUCUUAUCCACCUAACUCAGCGAAAUCUUCGACCACAUUUUUAUGACCAAUAUUAUAAUGAAAUUUAAAGUCUACUUCAUUUGAUAUAUCUCGAGAGAACCUUUUACGAAGGUAUUCCCCUUGGUAGGCACUUAUUUUGACGCUAUUCUGGGGCGAUACCCACUGGCUUAUCUCACGAGGGAUUAUGACUUCAACUUUCUUCGAUAGAUACUUUAUACCGAAUAUCUUCUUACUGGUCGCCAUAAUAUCAAUCGCCAUCGCCUUCAUUAGUCAUCCAGUGUACACGAAAUACGCGCGCAAACAUAUCACGAACGAGGAAACAAGCCUGAAGGAUCUCUUAGUUACGCACACUCGUCCAGCACGCACUGAUAACACUCUGGAUUUUGCAAGAUGCGCGGCGCUACAUAACAAGUUGGUCGAACAUGCUUGGGUAGCGGAAGGGCGCGAAAUAAGUGACUUGGAACGACACUCGUUCUUCCACCACUACGGGGACCAAGCAAACGAAAUCAGGACACGACUUGAUCCUGCUCUCGUGACUUUUUUAGAAUCCAUCAUAGUAGCCGAGGAGCUGCCACCCUUCUUCUUCUGGGUUGAAGGCAUCUCACCGCCCGCAUCUAUGUUUGCUAAUCAUGAUACUCUGCGUUACGAUGCAAUGAGCGAGCCCGGACGUUUUCUCGUUUUAUAUAACACAAAUCCGGGCUUGGUAGGUCAUGCGAUGGGUCUAAUAUACGACCAACAACUCCAUUGUGCUACCAUGGCUCUCGGAAUUGAGGACAUCAACUUCACCCAACCAGUUGAGAGACAUCGUCAGCUGUGGCAUCCGCUCGAGACGAUACUUAGCAACUGGUGGCACAUGGUUCAAAUAGGCAAGAUUACAGCUUCUCGAGACAGUGCACCUAACGAGAAGCAUGGCCCCUGGAUCUGGCAUUCCUACGGUCCGAUGCAAGUAGUUAGUGCAAUUGCCUCAUUCGAACGACUCGCGAAAGCUAUUGAAUACCGUAUCUCACCUGACAAACUCUUACCUAUUUCUGACGAGCCAUUGCUUAGUCACACUGACCUAGAUGAAGCCUCUGUUCCGAAUCCAUGCUUCAUUCGCUCAUUCCUAUCAAGUGUUCGCCGACCACGAUUUGACCGAAUUGCUCCAGGUUUAGCUAUUCCCCUUAACCCAACCGUAUUUGUAGCCAAUCAGAGGUACACCACUAUAAAUAUUAGCUCUGAGCACGGUACCAUCAUUCCACCUGUCCUUAUCUUCGCAUCGGUAGAGAAGCGGAUCGUGAGUUUAACAUCUACCAAUCCCUACGUUUCGUUUAAUCCAUUCUGUCGGGCAUUUAGCAAGGACGUGCCUUCAGAUGGUCAGUCGAUCCUCUCCGGACUCUACUCAGAAUCUGUAGAACAUUUCUCUGAAGACAAUGCCGAAGAGGGCUUCCGGCUCUUGCUUCCAUUUCCCCUUCGUGUCCUUGGUGAAGAGCACGGCGCAAGGAAGAGCGAUAUGAACCUAGUAGAACAAAACAGUGUAGCGGAUCUGUUUCAGCACGGCUUUAAACCGUUUGGAGGCGAGUGGUGGCGAGCUCAGAGGUUAGAAAUGCUAUUCGAUGCCUGGACGCAUUUAGUUGAAUCUGGCAUUUGGAAAGUGGGAGACAGUGGCAUCGAAGGGAAUAUAGAUACAUUUAAAGAGGCAGAUAGAGGCCGAUGGGCGGAUUAUCGCAUUGACCCUAGUUGGUAAAGCCGGGUAAAGGUACCGUGUGUGCUAUAACAUGAACUCUCAAGAAUUCUCCUGUUAUAGAUAUAUUU